AUGGGGCCAUCACUUUGGGUUGGCUUUGCCCAGUGGCAUGGCCAUGAUUCCAACGCCUCCUUCCACCACGGCUGUAAUUCCAACGCCUCCUUCCACCACGGCUGUAAUUCCAACGCCUCCUUCCACCACGGCUGUAAUUCCAACGCCUCCUUCCACCACGGCUGUAAUUCCAACGCCUCCUUCCACCACGGCUGUAAUUCCAACGCCUCCUUCCACCACGGCUGUAAUUCCAACGCCUCCUUCCACCACGGCUGUAAUUCCAACGCCUCCUUCCACCACGGCUGUAAUUCCAACGCCUCCUUCCACCACGGCUGUAAUUCCAACGCCUCCUUCCACCACGGCUGUAAUUCCAACGCCUCCUUCCACCACGGCUGUAAUUCCAACGCCUCCUUCCACCACGGCUGUAAUUCCAACGCCUCCUUCCACCACGGCUGUAAUUCCAACGCCUCCUUCCACCACGGCUGUAAUUCCAACGCCUCCUUCCACCACGGCUGUAAUUCCAACGCCUCCUUCCACCACGGCUGUAAUUCCAACGCCUCCUUCCACCACGGCUGUAAUUCCAACGCCUCCUUCCACCACGGCUGUAAUUCCAACGCCUCCUUCCACCACGGCUGUAAUUCCAACGCCUCCUUCCACCACGGCUGUAAUUCCAACGCCUCCUUCCACCACGGCUGUAAUUCCAACGCCUCCUUCCACCACGGCUGUAAUUCCAACGCCUCCUUCCACCACGGCUGUAAUUCCAACGCCUCCUUCCACCACGGCUGUAAUUCCAACGCCUCCUUCCACCACGGCUGUAAUUCCAACGCCUCCUUCCACCACGGCUGUAAUUCCAACGCCUCCUUCCACCACGGCUGUAAUUCCAACACCCGUGGCUCCAACAUCCUCUUCCACCGUGUCCCCCAUUCCAACAUCCACCAUUCCAACAUCCAUCAUUACAACACCCACCAUUCCAACUUCCACCAUUCCAACAACCACCAUUCCACCACAUCCACCAUUCCAACAUCCAUCAUUACAACACCCACCAUUCCAACUUCCACCAUUCCAUCAUUCCAACAGCCACUGCUCUACCAUGGCCACCAUUCCAACAUCUGCCAUUCCACCACAGCCAUCAUUCCAAGACCCAUGGCCCCAACAUCCCCUUCCACUGCGCCGGUGUUGAACGCGGGACCCCCGGGGGAGGCAGGAGCGGGGCCUGCCCUGAGACCAACCUGA
Molecule: messenger RNA, 1212 nt
Organism: Ficedula albicollis (Collared flycatcher)
Lineage: Eukaryota; Metazoa; Chordata; Aves; Passeriformes; Muscicapidae
Product: histidine-rich protein PFHRP-III-like
Exons: 2
Coding region: 1-1212 (403 amino acids)
Source: RefSeq, a predicted model, not a curated record